This is a messenger RNA of Rhea pennata, 1168 nucleotides long. Its product is annotated as junctional adhesion molecule-like. Lineage: Eukaryota; Metazoa; Chordata; Aves; Rheiformes; Rheidae. The record is from RefSeq and is a predicted model, not a curated record. Bases 1 to 807 code for a protein of 268 amino acids. The transcript is spliced from 6 exons. Gene Ontology annotation, cellular component: plasma membrane.
AUGCAGCCUCAGCUCCAAGCCUACUCUGGGGACUCUGUCCUGCUGCAGUGCCACCUCCUAGACUCGGUGGCCAAGGGCUGGACCAUGGUGAAAGUGGACUGGCUGCGCGUGCCACGAGCUGGAAAGCAGGAGGAGAUGGUGUUUUAUUACUACAGCAACCAUAGCAUCCCCGUGGGCCGUUUCCGGGACCGGGUGCGGUGGCAGGGGGACAUCUCACGCUGGGAUGGCUCCAUCCAGCUGCAAGACGCACGGGUGAAUGAUAGCGGCACGUACGUGUGCGAGAUCCGGCUGCUGCAGCACAGCAGCAUCUUCAAGAACCACACGGUGCUGCACGUCAGCCCCAUGGCACGGAGAGGACACGGAACAGCGGGUGCCCAGGCCUCUGCAGCCCUGGGGAACGCUGGAUUUUGGAGCAUGGUUGUGGGCUGCGGCUGUGUGGCUGUUGUGCUGGCUUUCCUGGCAGGACUUGGCCUGAGGAGGAGGUCUGCAGCCAACACCGCUCCGAAGAGGAGCGGAGACAGCGGCAGCAAGAGCAAGGCGGAGGAAGGAUUUUACUCCUCAAUCCCCGAAGCUGGGGCACCCAAGGCUGAGCAGGACGCAGGGAAGAAGAGCAGAGCUGAGGAGACCUACAUAACCAUGCACCCCUCUUUCUUCCAUGAGAACGGCGUUUACGUGGAGCUGACCAGGAGGGUGAUCCCGGCGGAGUGGAUGGACGGGAAGAAACAGAGUGACGGAGAAAGGAAGCAACCCGACAGCAGACCGCUGGAGGUACCCCCUGUGCCCCAGGGGGGCGGCUGCAGUGUGUAAACUCUACCCAGUACGUGUACGCAAGACACCCUUGCUCCCACGGACAGGCCAGCAGCUGCUGCGGGCAGCCCUUCCCCUGAGCACUGGUGCCACUUUGCUGUUCGCUCCGUGCCAGAGCUGCUGCUGGGACUGUCCUCUGCAGGGGGGCUGCGGGAGAUGUCUCUGGCUUUCUUCUCCCAGACCCCCGAGUGGGGGCACAGCAGCACAGAGCCUCCGCUCUCCAGCUUUGAUCCUGGUCUGCACAGCUCCGCGUCCCGUGAAAACCAUCUCCAGGAGAGCCUGCAAGGGGAGGGAGGGGGAGAUGCGCUGCAGAAGCGGUGCAGCUGUGCCACUGGUGUCUUCUGAAGGUAAUAAAACUCCA